Messenger RNA from Haliotis rufescens (red abalone), 1486 nucleotides. RefSeq names its product sphingolipid delta(4)-desaturase DES1-like. NCBI's taxonomy places the organism in Eukaryota, Metazoa, Mollusca, Gastropoda, Lepetellida, Haliotidae. Gene Ontology annotation, molecular function: sphingolipid delta-4 desaturase activity. Gene Ontology annotation, biological process: ceramide biosynthetic process. Gene Ontology annotation, cellular component: membrane. Bases 136 to 1251 code for a protein of 371 amino acids. The record is from RefSeq and is a predicted model, not a curated record. The transcript is spliced from 3 exons.
AAUUAUUAAAUCCCCCAUUACUCAUAGGCGUACUGAGACGUAUUAAGGAAGGGGCUCGUGUCGACGAACAUAUAUCUGACAGUUGCGCUAGUGGGAAGGUCGUAGAUAAAUCUUGCACACAACCAGAGCACAACCAUGGGUGCUCACGUAUCAAGAACGGAUUACGAAUGGUCAUAUACCGAGGAGCCUCAUGCAACGAGACGGAAGGAAAUCCUAGCCAAAUAUCCCCAGGUAAAGAAGUUGAUGGGCACUAAUCCCAACCUGAAGUACAUUGUGACAUUGAUGGUCCUGGUGCAGAUCCUAGCAGCGUACUUCAUCCAAGAUGCAUCGUGGGUAACUGUGGUGUUGUUGGCUUACUGUUUUGGUGGUACCAUCAACCACUCAUUGACACUUGCCGUCCAUGAAAUUUCUCACAAUUUGGCGUUCGGACAUAGUAGACCACUAGCAAACCGAAUACUAGGAUUCUGGGCCAAUCUUCCAAUCGGCAUUCCGAUGUCCAUCUCCUUCAAGAAGUACCAUCUGGAGCAUCACAAGUAUCAGGGGGAUGAUAUGCGUGAUGUUGACAUCCCCUGCAAGCUGGAGGGGCAGUUCUUCACCAACACCAUGACCAAGUUUAUAUGGGUGUUGUUGCAGCCCUGGUUCUAUGCUCUGCGACCUCUGUUUGUCUACCCAAAGCCACUGACAACCUUGGAGGUUAUUAAUGUUGUCAUACAGUUUUCUUUCAACGCUGCUAUUGCAUAUUUCUUUGGAGCAAAGUCUUUGGUGUAUUUGGUGGCCGGGACCUUAAUGGCCACGGGCAUGCAUCCGCUGGCUGGGCACUUCAUCUCGGAGCAUUACAUGUUCAUCAAGGGUUAUGAGACCUACUCCUACUACGGCUGCCUCAACUAUCUCACCUUCAAUGUCGGCUACCACAAUGAACACCACGACUUCCCCAACAUCCCUGGAUGUAACCUGCCACAGGUAAAGAAGAUUGCACCUGAGUAUUAUGACGAUCUACCCUGUCAUAGGUCAUGGGUCAAGGUCAUCUACGACUUCAUCACUGACCCUGAGAUUGGGCCCUAUUCCAGAAUUAAGAGGAAUCCAAAGACAGACAAGCAGUCAACCAACGGGAAGGCUGUUGAAACAAAUUCUGAAUCGAACAACAAUGGUGACGUUAAAGCCACCAAUGGAGCCAUUAAACCCACCAAUGGUCAUGUUCAGAAUGGACUUGAACACAGAAGUGUUUCCAAAACACCUCUUCAAAGUACUUAAUAUUCCAUUAUUGUAAUAUAUGUUACUAGGUAAUAAUAAUAAUGUUGCCAUGGUAAUUGGUAAUGUGGUGUUAUAUUUCUAUAACAACUGUACAUAUGUUGUUUGAUAUUUACAUCAAGUAUGCUUAGCCAUCCUCAAGUUCAGCAAAGGAUUGUUAUGGCUCCAUUGUCUCUCAAUUUAAAUUAAUUCAUUUGAAAAAAGUUGAUUGAAGUGGUAUUUUUUACCCAAAAUAUUA